CACUUCCUGAGGCCGAAGGUCAGAAAAGAGAGCGCAGGGCCUCAGCGCCGCGCAUGCACAAUUGUGCGCCAGGGCGCCAAGAUGUCGGGUUCCAAGUAUAAGCCGGCGCCCCUGGCUACUCUCCCAAGUUCCCUCGACCCCGCGGAGUACGACGUGUCUCCGGAGGUCCGGAAGGCGCAAGCCGAGCGGUUGAGUAUUCGGGCCAGGCUUAAGCGGGAGUAUCUGCUUCAGUACAACGACCCCAAGCGUCGAGUGCACAUCGAUGAUCCUGCCCUGACUCGUUGGACAUAUGCAAGAUCAGCAAAUGUCUAUCCUAAUUUCAGACCCACUCCCAAGAACUCACUUUUAGGGGCUGUGGUGGGAAUUGGGCCCCUCAUCUUCUGGUAUUACAUUUUCAAAAUAGAUAGGGAAAGAAAAGAAAAACUUAUCCAGGAAGGAAAAUUGGACCGAACAUUUAACCUCUCUUACUGAGUUUGGCAAGGAUGACUCUGUAUUCUUGAAUAAAUAAAUCUAUUAAUCACUGUA
Messenger RNA from Nannospalax galili (Upper Galilee mountains blind mole rat), 525 nucleotides. It is a transcript of the gene Ndufb4, whose product is annotated as NADH:ubiquinone oxidoreductase subunit B4. Bases 82 to 471 code for a protein of 129 amino acids. Gene Ontology annotation, cellular component: mitochondrion. The record is from RefSeq and is a predicted model, not a curated record. NCBI's taxonomy places the organism in Eukaryota, Metazoa, Chordata, Mammalia, Rodentia, Spalacidae. The transcript is spliced from 3 exons.